Molecule: messenger RNA, 723 nt
Organism: Melampsora larici-populina 98AG31
Lineage: Eukaryota; Fungi; Basidiomycota; Pucciniomycetes; Pucciniales; Melampsoraceae
Exons: 4
Coding region: 1-723 (240 amino acids)
Biological process (GO): riboflavin biosynthetic process
Molecular function (GO): riboflavin synthase activity
Source: RefSeq, a predicted model, not a curated record
AUGUUCACAGGUUUAAUCGAGUCAAUAGGAACCGUUAAAGCUUUAAAUCAAGUCACUGAAACCACAAACGAUCCAUGGGGUUCUUCAAUCCAUUUAAUCAUUCAAGAUGCAUCAAAAGUUUUGAUGGAUUGUCAAAUUGGUGAUAGUAUUGCGAUCAAUGGAACUUGUUUAACUGUUUUGGAAUUCGAUUCAAAUCAAUUCACUGUGGGACUUGCACCUGAAACUUUAAGAAGAACCAAUUUAGGUCUUUUGAAAGUAUCUGAUCAGGUUAAUUUAGAAAGAGCUAUGAGAGCAGAUACAAGAUUCGGUGGUCAUUUUGUACAAGUUGAAACAGCAGAAAUCGAAUCAAUAGAAAAAGAUGGAGACUCAUUACGAAUGAAAUUUACUUUAGGAAGUUCAUCAACUGAACACGAAGGUUUACCCAUCAGUUCAUUAUUAAUUCCAAAAGGUUACAUAACCAUAGAUGGGAUUUCAUUAACACUUUGUUCAGUACCUAAUCCUUCAAUAAAUUCCAACAAUCCAUCAAGUUUUGAAAUCAUGUUAAUUCAACAUACUCAAGACCAUGUGACUUUAUCAAAAAAAUCAGUAGGAGAUUUGGUCAAUCUUGAAUUUGAUUGUUUAACUAAAUCGAUCGCUAGAACUUUGGUUGGAUCUAUGUCUGUUAUGAUUGAUGCUGCUGUAACUAAAGCUCUACUUUCUCAAAAAGUUUUAGAUUCAAAGUGA